AGAUGAUCAGUUCACAAUUAUCGUUCCAUCUUCAGACCCUAGCAGAGAGAGUCGCAAAGACAAGAGCUUCGCCGGCGGUCUCAACUCUCUAGAGAAGACGAAACAAAGAAUUUAAGGAUGGCUUCAAGGUUGCAACAACUUCAGUCAAAGGCAUGUCAAGCUACACAGUUUUUGAUGAAGAAUGGAACUGCUUAUCACAAGCAAUUGUUGGAGCAAAACAAGCAGUACAUUCAAGAUCCACCUACUGUAGAGACCUGCAACUUGUUAGCCAAACAGUUGCUCUACACUCGCCUUGCUAGUAUUCCUAACCGUUGCGAGUCAUUCCGGAAGGAAUUUGAUUUCGUGAAGCACGCGUGGAAAAACAGGCAGGAAUUGAAAGUUGAGGAUAUCGGAGUUGCGACCCUCUUUGGAGUAGAGUGCUUUGCAUGGUAUUGUGCUGGUGAGAUUGUCGGAAGGGGAUUCACCAUCACCGGUUACUAUCCUUGAAUAUCAUAUUCAAUCGAUGAUUAAUUAAAGAAUCGUUAUAAUUUCUUCGAGAAGAUUUAUUUCAGUUUUAUUUCCAUUCGCCCUUAAUAAUCUGGAAUAUACCCUUGUAGUUUUGACCUUAUCCCCACUUCGUUUGAAGUGGUACUUUGGCGAAUUUUUUAUCGGUAGUAGUUUCGAUUCGUGUAUUUUAUCUGUUUGAGUACACAUCGUUAUGAAAAUCGUAAUUGUUUUCGAGAAUUCA
Impatiens glandulifera is the source of this 727-nucleotide messenger RNA. RefSeq lists its product as uncharacterized. Gene Ontology annotation, molecular function: proton transmembrane transporter activity. NCBI's taxonomy places the organism in Eukaryota, Viridiplantae, Streptophyta, Magnoliopsida, Ericales, Balsaminaceae. The record is from RefSeq and is a predicted model, not a curated record. The transcript is spliced from 3 exons. Bases 118 to 486 code for a protein of 122 amino acids. Gene Ontology annotation, biological process: proton motive force-driven ATP synthesis.